This is a messenger RNA of Lasiodiplodia theobromae, 1332 nucleotides long. Its product is annotated as Methyl methanesulfonate-sensitivity protein 22. Lineage: Eukaryota; Fungi; Ascomycota; Dothideomycetes; Botryosphaeriales; Botryosphaeriaceae. Gene Ontology annotation, cellular component: Cul8-RING ubiquitin ligase complex; nucleus. The coding region runs from base 1 to 1332 and encodes 443 amino acids. The record is from RefSeq and is a predicted model, not a curated record. The transcript is spliced from 2 exons. Gene Ontology annotation, biological process: double-strand break repair via homologous recombination; replication fork processing.
AUGUCGCAGUGGCGGAUCAAAGGCUAUGUCCUGGACUCAGAUGAGGACGAAGACCUUGAUCUCGAUGAUUCCUCCACACCGAAGCCGCCGGAGGCAGAGACAGUGCCUGUUGGGGGGACCGAGGUGACGACAUAUCCCCAGGUCGGCCAAUUCGAAGCACCAAACGGCGCGGGCGAAAUCCCACUGGGAAGCCAGGAUGAACUUGCGUUGGACAGCUCGCAAAAUGGAUUACUCGAAGAACCCCGUUUGCGCCUGGACACCAAAGCGAACGGUCUCUCCCCGCAGUGUGGGCCCCACGCAUAUCCCAGCUCUCACACUGUCAACACACGUCUGCCUGUUUCUUCGGUCGAGGCCCGGAUCACCGGUCACCCCAGCUCCGAUGUUGCCACCGAGAGCUCCACGAAUGCGCUCUCGGGCAGGUUUCUCGCUACGCAACUCUUUUCGGAUGACCAAUUGACCUCUACCCCGGGAGUCGUCCCCCAAAUCCUGCCUCAGAGGCCUGUGACGCCGGUGCGCCAGGAUGAUGACGUGGACGAAUUGCAGCAAGACAAUAUCUCUGCUUUCUCGAGCCCUCUCAGUGACGCCAGGUCUGACAUCGAGCCUCCUGACUAUUUGACAUCAUCGCCACCACUUGCUGCGUCGCGGCGAGAGGUGCCAGGCCAGACCAGUAAUGGACUUCAGCAGUCGGUUCGAGUGAUGAUACCUCCACGGGCAACAAUCAAUCUGGAUGAAACAACUGCUGAGGAGAUUCAGAUGAGACGAGCAUUGAGAAAGCGAAACCCCAUACAGGUUCAUCCAUAUCUCUUGGAAGCUGAAAAGUACAAACAGAACCUCAAGUCCAGAGGUUUGAAGCCUGUGAACGUUGCUCCAGAGCAUCAUCGGCAUCACGGGCAGAAGCACGGAAUGGGCCACGGAGAAAGCCAAGAGCUAGAUUCUCAAGACAGGGAUUUUGUGGUUGAUCACACUCAAUCGAGUAGUGUACGACACAGUUCACCUGUUCAGCUGCCGUCUUCACCGCCUAACCUCGAACGGGCAACAUCGGUUCCAGUUCAACCAAGCCUUGGGGCUGAUCCAAACGAUAUGGGCAUGAACGUCGAUGAUGAAGAUUUCGAAUUCCCCGAUUUGAGUGUUCUGUUGCGCAAGAAACCCGACGGCAGUGUCCAGCAGGGCUUCAAGCGGCGGAAGACAUUGCAUACGUUUUCCAAGAAGGGAUCACUCAACAGGAUACUUCGCGGCAUCGCGGGCUCCAGCGUACGGCUUCUGUCACGGUUGUCUCCUCUGACUCCUCCGAUGAGGAAGAUGAGGUACACGAGGAUCAAGAUCAAGGCCUAA